Rhinichthys klamathensis goyatoka is the source of this 711-nucleotide messenger RNA. Its product is annotated as transcriptional and immune response regulator-like. The transcript has a single exon. Gene Ontology annotation, molecular function: Notch binding. Gene Ontology annotation, biological process: endothelial cell activation involved in immune response; negative regulation of Notch signaling pathway. NCBI's taxonomy places the organism in Eukaryota, Metazoa, Chordata, Actinopteri, Cypriniformes, Leuciscidae. Gene Ontology annotation, cellular component: nucleus; cytosol. The record is from RefSeq and is a predicted model, not a curated record. Bases 163 to 462 code for a protein of 99 amino acids.
CUAAAGUUGGGCGUUCACUAACCGUCCAUGUGACGUCACAUCUAAAGGGAAUUCUGGUUCAGUCAGUCAGUACCCUAUAUAACCGGCUGUUAUCUCCAAUGCUGGAGUCACAACUGCAGCAGACACAGGAGAUCUCGAAAACUGUCUUUUCUAUCUAACGACAUGUCUUCAUACGCGUCUUCAGACUUUCCUCGCGUCAGUCCCGCCAGCGGCGUCAAAUUCGAUACGGCGCACCGCAAGAAAGCGUCGCCAAACAUCUUUGAGAACAUCAACCAGGACGUGUUGGUGAAACUCUUCGAGAAAGCUGGAGACCUGAAGGCGGUGGAGAGAGCCAGGAGCAUCCUCACGCUGUACCAGGAUCCUGAGGGAAUCUCUAAAGCACUUAUGGCUCUUAAGCAGGACAAGAAGGACAAAUUUAUGCUUAUUACUGGACUGACGCGCCAGUCGCUGAAGUUUCGUUGAGGGAAGUUUUCGUCUAAGUUCUCGUCUUUUAGCACAGAUAAAAAGACCGUGAGGACUCGGCACUCAUGCUGAAGGGUGUUGUUCAAGACUUCGUGCUGAACUUGAGAUGGUGUCCUCCUAUCAGAGUCAUAUUGGUGUGCUGUGAAAAUAAAGAACUGAUCCAGUGACUGACCGGAUCCAGAGCGACGAAGUUUGAGCCUGAAGACACCCGAGUGACGUGUUGAUGCUUCUUGACGCAGAACAUUUGAA